Molecule: messenger RNA, 1290 nt
Organism: Serendipita indica DSM 11827
Lineage: Eukaryota; Fungi; Basidiomycota; Agaricomycetes; Sebacinales; Serendipitaceae
Source: the annotation of a GenBank genome assembly
AUGAAGGUUACACUCUUUGCAGCAGUCUCUGUCGCUAUUAGCGGCGCAAAUGCCGCUGUAGGCAUGUGGCAGCAAUGUGGAGGUAUCAAUUAUACCGGCGAUACGACUUGCGUCUCUGGAGCAAUGUGUUACAAAUACAAUGAUUGGUACUUUCAAUGCAUCCCGGCAACCACGACCACCAGCCCCUCGUCGACGCGAUCCAGCUCCUCUUCAAGACAAAGCUCGAGCACGAGCACUCGCAGCUCUUCGACUUCUUCGCGAAGCACAAGCACGAGCACGCGAACAAGCAGCACUACGACGACCUCUCCUUCCGCGACCAUUUCGCCCCUUCACGACAUUGCUGUAUCAAAGGGCAAGCAAUAUUUCGGUGUCGCUGUAGAUUCAAAUGAACUGGCAAAUGCUACGUACAAGGUGCUUUUGGACGACCGCCACCUUUGGGGUCAAAUGACUCCUGGAAACAAGAUGAAGUGGGAUGCCACCGAGCCUUCGCGCAAUACCUUUACCUACUCGGACGCAGAUGCGCUCGUUGUUUGGGCUCAAGGUAGCGGCAAGGAGAUUCGUGGACAUACACUUGUCUGGCAUAAUCAGCUUCCCUCGUGGCUCACCAACGGUGGCUUCAACAAUGCGACGCUAGUCUCCAUCUUGCAGAACCAUGUUACAAACCUUGUGACCCACUUCUCCGGCAAGGUCAAGACUUGGGACGUUGUCAAUGAAAUCUUCGAAGAAGACGGCUCAUGGAGAUCCAGCGUGUUCUAUAACACGAUUGGAGAGUACUUUGUCGACAUUGCCUUCCGCGCUGCAGCCGCUGCCGAUCCCAAUGUUGGCCUCGCAGCAAACGACUACAAUCUUGACUAUGGAGGAUCAAAAGUAACGGCAUAUGUGAAUCUCGUCAACCGACUCAAGAGCCGCGGCGUCAAGAUCACCCAAAUCGGGUCUCAAUCUCAUCUCAUCGUUGGCUCCAUGCCAUCCUACUCGACGCUCGUCUCCAACUACAAUGCCUUUGUCGCGACUGGAGUCGACGUCGCGAUUACGGAGCUCGACAUUCGCAUGACGUUGCCAGUCACUGAUGCACUCCUUGCUCAGCAGAGGAAGGAUUAUAACACGAUUAUUCGCGCCUGUAUGGCCGUGCCGAGGUGUAUCGGAAUGACCGUCUGGGCAUACUCCGACUACUAUAGCUGGAUUCCGAGCGUCUUUAGCGGAGAGGGCGCUGCACUUCCGUUUGAUGACCAACUGAAGCCCAAGCCGGCCUUCUACGGCAUUGUUGAUGGUCUCAACGGUAUCACCAACUAA